Molecule: messenger RNA, 683 nt
Organism: Paramecium sonneborni
Lineage: Eukaryota; Ciliophora; Oligohymenophorea; Peniculida; Parameciidae
Source: the annotation of a GenBank genome assembly
AAACUAUAAUUUAUGAAAACUUAUAAAAUCUUGGCUUUACCUGGAUGGGAAAAUGAUGGAUUCAUCUUAAAACAACAUAUGGGAGAUUUACAUAAUUUGAUAUCUAAAUAUGUAGAAAUUGAGUAUCUAGAUCCUCCCUACGAAGUAUCAAAAAGUAUGUUUCCUCUUCCUCCUUUAUUAAAUACUUAAGGAAGUAAUUAAAACUAAUUAACUUAUAGGAAAAGUAUAUAGAUGGGGUAAUUAUUAUUUGGAUAUGACAGAGGACAUUGAAAAAAUUAAGAACAGAAUUCUUUAAAAUCCUAAUAUUAUAGGAUUGAUGGGAUUCUCAUAAGGAGUAUUCAUAAUUGGAGAAAUUGGAUAAUUAGCAUAUUAAGACAAAAGACUUGCCUCAUAGCUGAGAUUUCUGAUUUGCUUUUCAUCUAAUGGAAUAAAACCUAAAAAAAUGCAUUAUGACAAUAAACAUCUUAUUACUAUACCUACUCUUCAAACUGUAGGCUCUAGAGAUUUUGCUUAUUUAGAAUCGAUCAUUUAAACAACAGAAUAUUUGAAUUCUCAAAUUAUCUGGACAGAAGCAAGUAUUAAUUUAUUUAAGCUUAGCUCACAGAGUUCCAAUUUUAAAUUAUGAUUAGAAAAUAGAAUUAGCAAAUUUUAUUUCAGAUAAAUUAGAUAAACCAAAAAUGUGA